UUCUCGGGGAACAAACACACAAUACUCUUUUGUUGCUUUCUGCUUAAUGGAAGGCCCUUAAACUCUCUCUCUCUCUCUCUGCGGUUCCUGCAAAUUUUUUCUUUCGCCCAGACAGCAAAUUAAUCAGCCUCACGAUCCUCGGCUUUGAUCUGCGAGACCUUGUAGGCAAUAAAAUCUUUUAAUUAUAUUGUUUCAAGUUUCAACCUGAACUCAUUGAGAUAUUCGAAGGCCAAUGUCACCACCACUGCUCAAUCCUGAAGAGGAGGCUCUUGGCAAUGUCCCUGUAGUGGCUGCUUCACCUUCUAUGGACUGUCUAUCCCAAAAUGGUACCAAAUUUAGAGAGCGCAACUACCUUCGGCUAUCACCCUGUUCUUCAGUGGACAGCUCUGCUGUGUCAAACUUGUCAGAGGAGAACAAAAGCAAUCUCAAUUUAAAAGCUACAGAAUUGAGACUUGGUCUUCCUGGAUCUCUGUCACCUGAACGAGAACAGGAAUUUAGCUUGAUGAGCUCUGGAAAACCUGAUGAGAAACCCCUAUUUCAAUUGCUUCAUUCAAAGGAUGGGUAUUGUGUUGCAUCACAGAAGAAUAUUGUUUCUGGCAACAAAAGAGGUUUCUCUGAUACCAUGGAGGGGUACUCAGAGGUGAAAGGUCCCCUUUAUGCUGAAAGAAAUUGGAUGUUUCAUGCAGCUAAUUCUGAUUCUGACUCUCCAUAUCCUGUGGGCCAAGGGAAGUUUCCUGCUAAUUCAGGGCUAAGUGUAAUGCUAUCGUCAAGGCCUUCCGGAACUCAGCUGAAUGCGACUCAAGAAUUGCCCUCAAAGGGAUUGCAGGAAUGGCCUUGUGAGACUAAAGGAACUGGCCAUAGCCAGAAAGGUGCCUCUAAUGACCACAACAAUGCUCCAGCUUCAAAGGCGCAGGUUGUUGGUUGGCCGCCUAUUAAAUCAUUCCGGAAGAAUUCCUUGGUCACUAAUGCUAAAAACAAUGAUGAGGUUGAUGGAAAGCCAGGUUCAGGUGCCCUCUUUGUCAAGGUGAGCAUGGAGGGCGCUCCAUAUUUGAGGAAAGUAGAUCUGAGAACUUACUCUACGUAUCAGGAAUUAUCUUCUGCUCUUGAGAAGAUGUUUAGCUGUUUUACUAUAGGUCAAUGUGGAUCCCAUGGAGCUCCAGGGAGAGAGAUACUGAGUGAGAGCAAGUUGAGGGAUCAUUUGCAUGGAUCCGAAUAUGUGCUUACAUAUGAGGAUAGGGAUGGUGACUGGAUGCUUGUUGGGGAAAUCCCCUGGGAGAUGUUCAUUGAUUCGUGCAAGAGGCUGAAAAUCAUGAAGGGCUCUGAUGCAAUUGGCUUAGCCCCAAGAGCAAUGGAGAAAUCCAAAAACAGGGUUUAGCUAUUGCUGAAAUGACGACUCCUCGACCAAGUUCAAAGUGGUGGUGCAAACGAAAGGAAGGCGUGAAAGUUAAAAGAAGUUAGAAAAUGACUGGAAUAUCUGUGCUGCGCUGGAUGGCAUUUGCGGUUCAGAUGCGUACCUUGUCCUUUUUCAUGUUUUGACUACUUGAAAAUUGUCUUCUUUGAUCUAUUUUUUGUCUUUUGCCUUUAUUAUUGUAAAACAUAAAUCUAGUCAUUAAGAUAAUUGGUGUUUGUGGAUCUUAUAAUCUAUCUAUGAAUCUUACCGUUCAGAUAA
Messenger RNA from Momordica charantia (bitter melon), 1669 nucleotides. Its product is annotated as auxin-responsive protein IAA9. Gene Ontology annotation, cellular component: nucleus. Gene Ontology annotation, biological process: regulation of DNA-templated transcription. Lineage: Eukaryota; Viridiplantae; Streptophyta; Magnoliopsida; Cucurbitales; Cucurbitaceae. The record is from RefSeq and is a predicted model, not a curated record.